AUGACAAGCUCUACACUGAGACUUGAAGGAAAGGUAGCAUUGAUAACUGGAGCUGCAAGUGGAAUUGGAGAGUGUACCGCAAAACUCUUUGCUCAACAUGGAGCAAAAAUUGUAGUUGCCGACAUCCAAGAUGAACUUGGUCAUGCGGUUUGUGAGACCAUAGGUUCAACAAGCUCGAUAUAUGUCCAUUGCAAUGUAACCAAUGAAGACGAUGUCAAAAACGCUGUAGAUAUCGCAGUUGCCACUUAUGGGAAGCUUGAUAUCAUGUUUUGUAACGCGGGGAUAAUGGAUCCAAAAAAAGCACGCAUAAUUGAUAAUGAAAAAUCUGAUUUUGAACGUGUAUUUAGUAUCAAUGUCACAGGUGUUUUUCUAAGCAUGAAACAUGCUGCACGAGUUAUGGUCCCUGCAAGAGCGGGGUCAAUACUAUCUAUGGCUAGUAUGACUUCAAAUAUUGGUGGUGGAGCCUCACAUGCUUAUUGUGGUGCAAAGCAUGCUGUAGCGGGCUUGACGAAGAAUGUAGCAGUAGAACUUGGACAAUUUGGUAUUCGAGUCAAUUGUUUGUCACCAUAUGCAAUGGUCACAACGUUAACCACAAGUUAUACUGGACGUGAGCCAGAAGAUCUAGAAAGUGCGUUGAACCACCUUGGCAACCUGAAGGGAGUGACACUUAAGGCAGAUGAUGUUGCUAAGGCCGCCCUUUUUCUCGCGAGUGAUGAUGCAAAGUAUAUUAGUGGACAUAACUUAUUUAUUGAUGGUGGAUUCAGCAUUGUUAAUCCAUCAUUCAACAUGUUUAAAUAUCCGGAGGAUCUAUAA
Helianthus annuus (common sunflower) is the source of this 813-nucleotide messenger RNA. Its product is annotated as secoisolariciresinol dehydrogenase. The transcript has 2 exons. Bases 1 to 813 code for a protein of 270 amino acids. Lineage: Eukaryota; Viridiplantae; Streptophyta; Magnoliopsida; Asterales; Asteraceae. Gene Ontology annotation, molecular function: oxidoreductase activity, acting on the CH-OH group of donors, NAD or NADP as acceptor. The record is from RefSeq and is a predicted model, not a curated record.